Molecule: messenger RNA, 1911 nt
Organism: Vitrella brassicaformis
Lineage: Eukaryota; Vitrellaceae
Source: the annotation of a GenBank genome assembly
GCUCAGUGUCAUGGUUUCCAAAAGUCUUGGUUGACACCGUCUGUCUCUUGCAAGCGCUUCAAAGGCGUCUCCGCAUUCCGCCCGGCACCCUACAUCAUCGCACGGCGGUCAGAUGGCCAUACAGACGGAAGUGACCGGGCGGCAUGUUACACAUCUCCGAAGCGCAGCUGAGACAGAUGCACAAGGGACAUUUCUCGUACCAAACCACGUAGAUAACAAAUAAGUCGAUUUGUCCCCAUCCAGCCACUCUACAAUCCCCCCCCUCCCCUCCCCUCCCCUCCCUGAGUCACUCUACUCCAUGCCCGUCCUCGGUGCCUGCAGUAUCUUGGGCAGGUGGAAUGGCGAGGCGCCGGGCGGAUGGUGGCCGCGGCGGAACGGCGCUCGGGGGGCAACGGCCUCUGAAACGCACACACACAGCAGAGAUGCCUGUGUAGUGACACUGACUGGAUGGAUGGAUGGAUGGAUGGAUGGAUGGUGUGUGUGUGUGUGUGCGGACCGUACCUUUCUUGCCUCCUGUGACAGGUUUGAUGAUCUUGAAUUUCUUGAGGGUGCGGGACUUGUUCUCGGCCGUCUUGCCCACGCCCAUGUCCUGAACACACACACACACACACACACAGAGAGAGAAAGAAACCGACAAAGUGCACGCACAUCUGCCUGUGUAUGGCUCUGUGUGUGUCGGUGCUUACAUCGAGCUUCUUGUUCCGCUCAGAAGCGACAUCCCUGCAGGCACACAGACAGACAGACAGACAACCACACACACACAUGCGUCACGCGUCUGUGCCUGUGUGGAGGUAGCAAGGCUACGCUACGCACCUGUCUUUCCAUGUGCUCCUGGAUAGGCGGAUGGGUCUGUUGCCGACGUACUUGUUGUUGACUUCCUUGAGCGCCUUGAGCAUGUCCUGCGGGUCGCCGAACGAGGCAAAACCGUACCCCUUGGUCUUACCCGUCCGCUUGUCACGAAUCACCUGACACACCACACGAACGACACGCACAGCACACACACACACAGAGAGAGAGAGGAGAGGACGAGAUGCCCGUCUGUGAGUCGCUGUUGGUUGGUGGUGGGUAUCGAGCUGACCCUGCAUUUCUGGAAGGACCGGUACUGCCUGAAGGCGUUGGCGAGGAGGUCCUCCGUCACCUCGUUGCCCAAAUCGCCACAGAAUAACCUGCACACCCCACACAGAGGGAGAGAGCCGAUUGAUCAAGUGGCAUGACCACGGCCGUGCAGGCUGCCAUUCCCUCAAUAAUCUGAUUACCUGUAGUCCUCGUCAGGCCAUUCGAGCAGCGACGGGUCGUUCCACACCUUGCCGGCAGCCUUGCGCAGACACUUCUUCUCAUCCUGCCAAAGCACACACACACACACAUCACUGUCCGCUCUGUCGUGUUGUGUGGCUGACGUACCGCCUGUUUGACGCCCUUGGACGACAUGAGGCUGCCGAGGUGCGCGGCCUCCUCUGCGGACAUGCCGUCGUUGGGGUGGUGCACGGCUGAUGUGGGGAACCCCGACGGACCGACAGGAAUGCCACCCAGCCCAAUGUUGGGCUGCAGCAACCACCACGGCAAAGAGAGGGAGGGAUACACGUCAUAACCCACGUAUGGCUGGUAUGGCUGUGGACAACACUCUGACGUGUCGCUUACGGCGGCAGCGGCAGCGGCAGCAGGCAUGGCGGCCAUCGGAGCACCUGCAGGCGCAACCAGCGACACACAGCGAGCAUUGCCAAGGGUGUGAGAGCCCUCCCGUUGCCCAAUCGUGUUCUGGCGUACCUGCCAUCUGCAUGGCCAUCAUGUCCAUGCCCGGCGGCAUGCCGCCAGGGCCUAUGGGGAACAUUCUGAAGCGAUAUUCUCCUCUAUCAGCACACGACAAGCUACAGACAGCCUCUACAGCGCUCCUGGGAAGAGAAAUCAGUCUCU